AUCCUGUUCUUAGUUGGAAACUUUGGGGGCGAGGGGGGAGGCUUUUUGACUCAUUUUUCUCAGCGGGUAUGUAUAUAUACGCUAGCAACAUAUAAAAAACUAUUUCAUUCAUCUCCACAACAAACGCCGCAGCUGGUUCCUCAGAAAACCCUAAUUCUCUCCUCUAAGGUAAGAGGAAAAUCAAGAAUGGUUGUACCUUUGUUGAACAAGAAGAUAGUGAAGAAGAGGGUUUUGAAGUUUAAGAGAGCUCAAUCUGACCGCAGAAUCACUGUUAAGCCAAGCUGGCGUCGACCAAAAGGUAUUGAUUCUAGAGUUAGAAGAAAGUUCAAGGGAUGUGUAUUGAUGCCGAACAUUGGAUACGGGUCUGACAAGAAGAUCCGCCACUAUCUUCCCAAUGGCUUCAAGAAGUUUGUUGUGCACAAUGCAAGUGAGCUUGAGGUUCUAAUGAUGCACAACAGAACUUACUGUGCAGAGAUCGCACAUAACGUGUCCACAAGGAAGAGGAAAGAAAUCGUGGAGCGAGCUGCCCAACUGGACGUGGUUAUAACCAACAAGCUCGCUAGGCUGCGCAGCCAGGAGGAUGAAUAAGCAUUUUGUGCUUUAGAAGAGAUUUUUGCCCUUUAGAAGAGAUUUAUAUAUUCAGUUUUUGAACUUGUUCCCUGUGUUUGACAGCAAACCAGUUACUAUAUUUUUCCUAGAUGUUGGAUUUGAACCAUCCAAUUGCUUUCAAUUGUUUAAAUCAUCAGAUUUUGGUUUUCCGA
Molecule: messenger RNA, 761 nt
Organism: Capsicum annuum
Lineage: Eukaryota; Viridiplantae; Streptophyta; Magnoliopsida; Solanales; Solanaceae
Product: 60S ribosomal protein L32-1
Exons: 4
Coding region: 187-588 (133 amino acids)
Biological process (GO): translation
Cellular component (GO): ribosome; cytosolic large ribosomal subunit
Molecular function (GO): structural constituent of ribosome
Source: RefSeq, a predicted model, not a curated record